Micropterus salmoides (largemouth bass) is the source of this 828-nucleotide messenger RNA. It is a transcript of the gene prph2a, whose product is annotated as peripherin 2a (retinal degeneration, slow). The record is from RefSeq and is a predicted model, not a curated record. Gene Ontology annotation, cellular component: membrane. Gene Ontology annotation, biological process: visual perception. The transcript has 2 exons. NCBI's taxonomy places the organism in Eukaryota, Metazoa, Chordata, Actinopteri, Centrarchiformes, Centrarchidae. The annotation marks the transcript as partial.
AUGGCUUUGAUGGUGGUCAAGUUUGAUCUGAAGAAGCGAGUGAAGCUUGCCCAGACGGUCUGGUUCAUGUACUGGUUCGCUGUAAUGGCUGGCGUGCUGGUUUUCAGCAUGGGCCUGUUCUUUAAGAUCGAGCUGCGAAAGCGCUCAGAACUUAUGGACAACAAUGAGAGCCACUUCUUGCCCAACCUGCUUAUAUUUAUGGGUCUAAUAGCCUGUGGGAUCAACGCCUUUGGGGGCAAAGUCUGUUACGAUUCGUUGGACCCUACCAAGUUUGUAAAGUGGAAGUCUUUGUUGAAGACCUUCUUGGUGGUCUGCAUGGUGUUUAACGCGCUGCUGCUUGUGACGGCCCUACUGUGUUUCCUGAUGAGAAUCCCUCUGCAGUUCACCCUGUCUGAGGGGCUGAGGAACGGCAUGAAGUACUACAAGGACACAGAUACACCGGGGCGCUGCUACAUGAAGAGGACCCUGGACCUGAUGCAGAUGGAGUUUCGUUGCUGCGGAAAUGACAACUACAGAGAUUGGUUUGAGAUCCAGUGGGUUAGCAACCGCUACCUGGACUUCAGCUCAAAGGAAGUCAAAGACCGCAUUGGGAGCAACGUGGAUGGCCAGUAUCUAAUGGAUGGAGUCCCAUUCAGCUGCUGCAACCCCAGCUCCCCCAGACCCUGCAUCCAGUUCCAGAUGACCAACAACUCUGCCCACUACAGCUACGACCACUACACAGAGGAGCUCAAUGUGUGGAAGCCCGGCUGCCGUGAAGCCCUGCUGUCCUACUAUGGAGGCCUGAUGAACACCAUUGGAGCCAUGGUGGUGCUGGUCACUAUGCUGGAG